AUGUCAAACACCAAGAAGAUUGCUUUAAAGAGUUCCGAUGGUGAAAUCUUUAAAAUUGAAGAAACAGUGGCACUCCAAUCACAACUCAUAGCUAACAUGGUUAAAGAUGGUUGUGUUGAUAAGGUAAUCUCUCUAGACAAAAUCACCGGUGAAACCCUAACCAAAGUGAUCGAGUAUUGCAAGAAACAUGUCGAUGGUGGUGGUUCAAAAGAGGAACUAAAGACUUGGGAUGCUGAGUUUAUGAAAAACAUCAUCAAUCCGAUCUUAUUAAAGCUGCUAAAUUCCUAG
Messenger RNA from Arabis nemorensis, 288 nucleotides. The record is from the annotation of a GenBank genome assembly. NCBI's taxonomy places the organism in Eukaryota, Viridiplantae, Streptophyta, Magnoliopsida, Brassicales, Brassicaceae.